This is a messenger RNA of Rhineura floridana, 8621 nucleotides long. RefSeq names its product kelch like family member 24 (gene KLHL24). The transcript has 7 exons. Lineage: Eukaryota; Metazoa; Chordata; Lepidosauria; Squamata; Rhineuridae. The coding region runs from base 873 to 2675 and encodes 600 amino acids. Gene Ontology annotation, molecular function: protein binding. The record is from RefSeq and is a predicted model, not a curated record.
ACACUAAUACUGAUUUCGGCUUGUAAAGUUGCUACACUUUCUGUUAUCUGAGGGAAGGUUUUCGUGUUUCGAAACCCAGAGACCCAGUAGAAAUCUAAAGAAGAAAAUUUCCAUCUCUCAACCCCCUCUUCUCUCUUGUAAACAGUCCACUCAGAAAGACACCUACUCGGUAUACUUGCCAGGCAUUUGUGUUUGGGGUCGGCACUAAAAGGCUGUAAGUGGUCAGAGAGAUAAUGUUGGCAGAUCUGGAUCAAUCUUGCAAACGUCUGGAAAGUGUUCCGUUUUACCCUCCACCCCACCCCCCUCCUUUACAGCGGCCCUAAGUUUUGAUUUGUCUCUAAACUGAGUGGCUGUUUUACGCUUGUGGGAUAGGCUGGGCCAGUGCACUCGGUCUUCGCUGCCGCUGUGCCACAUCAACUGAUAGUCUCUGUGGUAAACCCUGAUACAGUAGUUAGAAUUCUCCCCCUGCCCUUGAGGUACAUGGCGAAGAGCCUAUGUUGGUUGCUACUUCCUCAGGACCAGACCACUUUUUUCUGGAGGGGGGAGGUUUCACAAGGAGUCGUGAAAACACGCAGGCAUUUGUUAGGGAGUGGAAAUACUGCUCCGAAGCCUCGGCUAGCGCGAACCACAAAGAAGUGUGGGGAGGCGGAGUCGCACAAGGCCAAAAAUAUAAUUGGGGUCGGGUGGACAUCCCUAGUGUGUUAUGGUUUGUUCUCUUCUCGCUUCACUCGACAACUGGAGAAGAGUGGGAAAGGUUGAUGCGGAUUGGAUCACACCGCAGCCGCAGGGGAGAGAGGGAACGAGAGCGCUGCACCCAGCAGACGACACUCGUCAAUCUUUUCUUCAUGACAUUAUAAACAGUUGAUGUAACAAUGGUACUAAUACUGGGACGCAGAAUGAACAGAGGGGAUAGCCGGGCUCAGGAAUCCCGAGUAACCAAACGUAAAGUUUUUGAAAUGGACCCAAAGUCUUUAUCAGGUCAUGAGUUCUUUGAUUUCUCUUCUGGAUCAUCCCAUGCUGAAAGCAUACUGCAAAUCUUCAAUGAAUUUCGUGACAGCCGCUUGUUCACAGAUGUAAUAAUAUGUGUUGAAGGCAGAGAAUUUCCCUGUCAUCGAGCUGUUCUUUCAGCCUGCAGUAGUUAUUUCAGAGCUAUGUUUUGUAAUGAUCAUCGAGAAAGCAGAGAGAUGUUGGUAGAAAUCAAUGGAAUUUUUGCAGAAGCUAUGGAUUGCUUUUUACAAUAUGUGUAUACAGGCAAGGUAAAAAUCACAACAGAGAAUGUACAAUACCUCUUUGAAACAUCAAGUCUCUUUCAGAUAAGUGUUUUGCGUGAUGCUUGUGCUAAGUUCCUGGAAGAGCAACUGGAUCCUUGCAACUGCCUAGGAAUCCAGCGUUUUGCUGAUACACAUUCUCUGAAAACACUCUUUACCAAAUGCAGAAAUUUUGCACUGCAGAAUUUUGAGGAUGUGGCCCAACAUGAAGAAUUUCUUGAACUAGGUAAAGAUGAACUAAUUGAUUAUAUUUGCAGUGAUGAACUGGUAAUCAGUAAAGAGGAGAUGGUUUUUGAAGCAGUCAUGCGCUGGGUUUAUAGGGCUGUUGAUCUCAGACGCUCAGUGCUACAGGAAAUUCUCACACAUGUCAGACUGCCUUUGUUACACCCCAACUACUUUGUUCAGACUGUGGAAGUGGACCAGCUGAUCCAAAACUCCCCUGAGUGUUAUCAGCUGCUGCAUGAAGCAAGAAGAUACCAUGUACUUGGAAACGAAAUGAUGUCCCCAAGAACUAGGCCACGGAGAUCGACUGGCUAUUCCGAAGUGAUAGUUGUUGUAGGAGGCUGUGAAAGAGUUGGGGGAUUUAAUUUGCCAUACACAGAAUGUUAUGACCCCAUGACAGGAGAGUGGAAAUCGCUGGCUAAAUUGCCAGAAUUUACAAAGUCGGAGUAUGCAGUUUGUGCUCUGAGGAAUGAUAUCCUUGUUUCAGGUGGAAGAAUCAACAGCCGUGAUGUGUGGAUUUAUAAUUCUCAGCUUAACAUUUGGAUCAGAGUUGCAUCUCUAAAUAAAGGGAGAUGGCGUCAUAAGAUGGCUGUCCUUCUUGGUAAAGUAUAUGUAGUUGGAGGAUAUGAUGGACAAAGUCGACUGAGCAGUGUAGAGUGUUAUGACUCAUUUUCCAAUCGAUGGACAGAGGUAGCUUCUCUUAAAGAAGCAGUGAGUUCUCCAGCAGUUACCAGCUGUGUGGGCAAAUUGUUUGUGAUAGGUGGAGGUCCUGAUGACAACACAUGCUCUGAUAAGGUUCAGUCAUAUGAUCCUGAUACUAAUUCUUGGCUACUCCGUGCAACAAUCCCCAUUGCGAAGAGAUGUAUAACGGCUGUAUCACUAAACAAUCUCAUCUAUGUUGCGGGAGGGCUCACAAAGGCAAUUUAUUGUUAUGAUCCAGUUGAAGAUUAUUGGAUGCACGUGCAGAAUACAUUCAGCCGACAGGAAAACUGUGGCAUGUCUGUGUGUAAUGGAAAAAUCUAUAUCCUUGGUGGGAGGCGAGAAAAUGGGGAAGCCACAGAUACCAUUCUUUGUUAUGAUCCUGCAACCAGCAUCAUCACAGGAGUAGCAGCUAUGCCCAGGCCAGUCUCAUACCAUGGCUGUGUGACUAUUCACAGAUACAAUGAAAAGUGCUUUAAAUUCUAAAAAGAGAAGAGUGUGUAAAUACAAAAUAAGUGGCAUGUUACAAUCGGGAUUUUAAAGCUGCCUUUUCAAAAGUACCAUCUGGAAAGAAACAACUUUGUACUUCUUGCUUUUUCAAUUUUAUAAAGUGAAUUCAAAUGUAACUGUUAAAUGUUUUCAGUAACUACAGUUCAGUGAUUUUUCCCCCCAGAGUAAUCCUAACCCCUGAUCUGCACUGUUGCUGGGGGUUAGGAUACAAUAGAGGUUUUCUCUGUUGGCCUCUGCUGCCACAAAGGCUAUCGUUGACACCCACUGAAAGUGCAGCAGAGCAGUGCUACCACCAACAGUACUGUCAUAAGGCUCCAAAAUGGGUGGGGGUAGAAAAGGGCCAGCAAUGGAUCCAAAGCUGACAGAUUUCAUGGCGAGGGACCUUAUUUGAGCCCUUCAGCUGCACCAUCUUGGAGCUGGUGCAGCAAAAAUGUUGAAAAUUAACUGCUUCCAUUUUCUGUCCUGGCCAGCCCAAGCAGUAGUUCUGCAAAUACUCCAUUCUGCCCUGCUGCUCCCUGACCAUGGUUAGCAUUGCUCUGUCCUGACAUGUUCUGAUUUGAAAGCAAUAACAAUUUAUAUUAGUAAAUUAGAUCAUGUUCUCUUCUGUAUUACCUCUAAAACAAAACUCCUUGGAUUUGGGGUGUGCUGCAGGGCCUUUGGAAGUAUUCAUUCCUAUUUUAUAUGAAGCGUUAUUUGCAUAUUUUCAUACCUUAUUUGUGGUAAGUACUGUUAACAACUUUACUGUUGCAGAGACAUAUACAUUUGAGUUCAUAACUGUGGAAUGCUCUUGGAAGAUUUAAAUAACUUUAACAUAAUGUGUUGUCGUUAUUAACAUGAUAGAUCCCUCAUAAGUACUACUUUAAAUAUAUAUAUAUAUUGAUACAGCACCAUAUGUAUAGGGACAUUCAGUUAAGAAAGCACACAAAUUUUGUAUGAUUUCAAUACAAUCAUGCGAUUUUUUGAAUUUUACUUCUACAUCAAAUGUUGAAUCUUCUUGGUUCUCCCUUGAGUGUUCAGAAUCCUCACUUGAAGUCUAUCUGAGCACUGCUAUCCUCAAGUCACAAUUGUCCACUAGAAAUGUUCUAUAGAACCUAUGACGUUUUUCCUCUGGUUAACAUUAAAUAGACUCUCUUAUUUCUACUGCACAGUGUGCUUGAAUUCAGUGGUGUUGUUUACUGAUCACAGAUAACAGCUUCAAGGAAAUAAAUCUAGGGGUAGGGAGUUUUUGAUUUAUUAUGACAGUAUCUUUAGGACUAGUAAGUAAACAAGCAGUUGAUUAAUAACAAGUAGUGGAUGUUUUCUUUCUUUAAUGGAGUAGGCAGUGUGGCUAGUUCUGAAGCUUUGGCAGUUACCAGAUUUUACUUUAGCACUCCCUAAUAUACAGCAUAGGUAAACCUGAUACAGUUAUUCAUGUCUCCAGUGAAGACUGUCUCUAUUAUUUCUGGUCACAGAAUAAGUAAAUAUACAUGUAAUUGUCACUGGGAAUUGACACUCCACUUCAGUUAUGCUGUAUUUUGUUAUGGUCAACUGCCUGUGAUGAACACAAAACAAUAACCCAUUUGCUGCAAAUGAUAAAUAACUGAGGUGGAUACACAGAGCAGACAAAAUUAAUUAUGUCAACACAUCUGAUACAAGAAAAAGUCUACUAUGCUGUAUUACACUGUAAUUUUAAUUUGUUCUGGAAAUUAAUUUUAAUUUCCUGAGCCUUAUUUUGACAAAUUUACUACCUGUAACAUGUGGUAAACUUUGAAUACUACAGUUCUUUCCAGGGCACUGUGUAUCAUGAUCAUGUAAGCCAAUGCAUACCUUCCCAUUUUUAUGCACCUCCUUUUUUCGUUUUACAUUGUUCAUCCAAGCUAUACUAGCUGUAUUGCAAGACUUAUUCUUCAUUAAACUGACAUUUCAGUUUUACGUAAAAUAGAUUAUCAAGCAGUGACUAACACAAUGGUCCUUACAAUUAUGUAAUCUGGAACAUUCCAAUCAAUGCAAUUAUUAAGCAGUAAGUAGUUUGAGAUUUGUGGCCUUGGUAUCUCUUAUUUAAAAGAUCUGUUUGGUUAGGCGGUUGUUGAACCAUUUUUUGAUUUUAAAAAGAAUAUGGCUCAAAUUUAGUGAUUCACUGAGUGCUUUUUCAUAUGACUGUUUUGAGCCUUUCAUAUUCUGACUAUAGAUGCAACUACAAGGUUGUAGCAUUGCCUAUGUUUCUGUUAUUGGGCUAUUGUGCUACUACUGUUCACUAGAUUACAUGUUUUAUGUAGUGAACAUUCAAUGUUAAUUGUAUGAAUGAGCAAUACUAUAUAUUAACCAAAGAUUCCAUUUCUCUGAUCAACAUUUUUUUCAACAUGACAUAAAAUAGAAUGCAAAAAAGGAUGACAUGGCAAUGCUCCUUUGAAUGUGUACACAUUUAAAAGAAACAGUUCACAAGUGACAUACUAGAUGAUUUACUGGCUGGUGCCCAAUAGCUUUUUUUUCAUGGCCUCUAUUUUGGAGACAACAAUGAGCUUGGUUUGACAUUGGGCCAUGCAUAGAUAGUUUGUUCUGCAUUUUUGCCUGUUUUCUUCUGACAUUGGAUACUAGGAGCCACUAGUCUGGAAGCACUCAUAAUCACUGCUUCCUUAGGGCUGCAGUUCUGUACAUGCUUAUGUGGAAUAAAGCUUCAUUGAACAUAAUGGGACUUGCUUCUGAAUAGACAUGUAUAGGAUUUCACUGCCAAUCAGCUUUGCAACAUCAUCAAUUUGGGACACUUUUAGGAUGCUAGUUAAUAAAAAGCUCCCAUUUGUAGUUGUGAAUAAAUGAAGCUGCUAUUAGCUAUUUGAAAAUGGUACUUAUGCAUAUCAGGCACCUGCUUAUAUGCCAGAAUAAGCAAUGAUGGCUAUCUGGAGGAAAUUAACUUUACUGACUUUAUAUGUACAGUAGUUUAUUCUAUUCUAAUUCCCUUGCAUGUUCUCCCUGCUUAGAAUCUAUUUCUACUUUAAGUAGAAUUCACAUGGACAAACUCAUUGGAGAAAAACAGCUGCAUGUUUUACGGUAAUUUGCAUUCUCUAGCAUGAGUUUUUUUAUAUUAUUUUGCUUGAACUCGACUGAGUUCUCCUGUUUUGCUGUGCUGGGUCUCCCUCUUUUUUUCUUAUCCAGCUCAUCUCUCAUCUCUGGCCUUCACUUUGAUGCUACCACAUAGCUUAUUCUUCAGGGAACCUGAUACUGUGUAUGUUGCUUCAGUCCCAAGAAGCAAAGUGGGACUUCUUCCCAUGUAAGUGUGUGUAUAAGAGAUUAUACCCUUAAUAUAUUAGCAGCUGCCUUGAUCUGCAUUGUUUGUUUGCUGUGCCUUCACCCCAAUCCUGAUUGUGAUCUAGAUGUGGACACACAAUAAGACUAUCCACUGCCUAAUAAUGGUUAAACCGUAUUUCAUUUGUAGAAUGGGCACACAAGUAAUCUGUAAGCCCCAAUAGCUUAGUUGUACUUCUGUAGCUUCAUCAAGACUGCAGACUCUACCUCGUCAGUUGGGGAUCCUAAGAGCAUAUCCCAUUCCUGAGAGAUCAUAUAUUUGCUUUGACUCUUUCUUUCUCAACACAGCUUGCACUGGUAUUUUGACUUUUGAUAUGCAGAAGUAAAAUACUAAAACUGGUGAAAAUAGGAUAAAACAAUGAAAGGAUAUUUAUUACACAUGAAGUAAUACUCUCAAGAAUCAUGUGUUUCAUUUUCUAGUUGAAAUCAAAUAUAUGUUUAUCUAAUCCAGUGAUACCAAGGUAAGUAAAAAAAAUAGUUGAUGUAUUCAAAUGUCCUAAGAACGAAGAUAGUUGUGAAAAGAAUAAGAUUUGGCAAAUGACAAGUCCUAGGUCCUAUAAAUAAGGACCAUUGUUGAUUAAUAUGGCAAAUAAUUGUUAGGAAAGAUAGCGAUGAUCUAUGAUCUAAUCAAGUUCUGUGGGAUUUUUUUCUGCUGUAUGCUUAUGUUAACAUUUUCUUCUGAAUAGUAUGUGCCUGUUCUGUAAAUACACUUGGCGUUUUAUGGCUGUAAAACAGCAUCCCAGAUACACUUUGUGAUUUCAUCUUGGUUUUUUACUAUUUUUAGAGUUUUUUUCUGUUUAUUAAAUUUGAUACAGAUAAUUGUAUCAGUAAAUAGGGAGGGUGAGAUACUAAAUAAUUUUGUGUACAGUCAAUCAAGCUUCUACAAAGUAUGCUAAAUGUCAAAAUGCAAUAUAUAUGUAGGCAAUUUUUUUAAGUGAUCAAUUUUAUAUACUUGACAAAAUGUAUUUACAGCACAAGCCGAUACUUCUGUGUACUCAGAAGUAAGUCUUACUGAGCAGUGGGGCUUAUUCCUAGCUAAAUAGGUAUAAGAUAACAACCUUAGUUUUAGCUGUAUCCCAUUGUCAGACAUCUCUCACAACAGUUCUUGGACCCUUGUAAAUUUACUUCAUUUGAGAGGGAUUCAAAAACUGAUUUGUUAAAAGAAUCAUCAUAAUGUAAAACUAUUUUACUAUACUUUAUCUGCAUGCAAAAUGAAAAUAAUGUCUAUUUGUCUUUCAAUAAAUAUUCUCACAGUGGUUUCAUAAAGCAAAAUGUAUUCAUGUUCAUUCACUGAGUUGUGCUAGCUGCAAUUUUUUCUUGUCCAAAUUAUAAAUUCACACUACCAAUUGAGUGAAGAAACAGGUGUUACAUUAACAAUUUAGAUAAUGAAAUGAAACCAUUUUCAUAAAGGAUUCUACGUCAAAAGGAGCCAGAUUCUAUCUGGGCUUCCAUUUCUCUAAAACGUGCAGUCUGGGAAACAAAAAAAAUUGCACCCAAAAUUUAAGAUAAGUGCCUCAUUAGCAAGUCUAAUACAUUGUUUUAUAGAAUAUCAUGUAUACCACAGGAGGGCAGACUUCAGACUUAUUAUGAGAUGUUUGUUUUUUACUAGAACCCCAAACUCCUACAACCAGAACCAGAUGCAAGAUAGUGGUUUGGGGUGGGGGCAAUUUGAGAGAUAUACACUUAGAAUUAAGGAACAAGGCACCUUGAGCACAUGCUUAGCCCAGAAAUUUGUUCUUAGUCCCAAACUGAACUCAUAGUCCUUUCACAGAAAACUCUGUUCCUAGUUUCCUCCCAAGCUUUCUUAAUUUCAGCAGUCUAAUUUAAAAUUGAGAGAAAACCUUUAUGUUGAUGUUACGAGACAACUGGAAAGUGGAAAUCCUUGCUGAUCUACUGCAAAUCAUCCAAUUAUCUACUGGUUUACUUCCUGUUAAUCCCGCUGUACACUGUCACUUUUAAAUGUCCUGAAAAGGUUGCUUUCACAAGACUUUCAGAUUUAGCAAUUUGACUUGGGCAUACAGUGAGUUAGGUUGGUAGGGUUUAAAUUAGAUUCUUACAUGGGAUUUCCCUUAUAAUUGACAAACAAGUUUCUUAGUAUUUUUUUAAUCAGUUAAAAGUUCUCAAAUAGGCCAGCAUUCCUUUCCAAUUCACUUAAGGGGUUCAGUUAAUUGUUGUCAGUACUGCAGGAUAAAUGGCAGCUAACCUUUUAUGAAACUCACCAUGUGAAAUCUUGCAGUUAUAAGUCGAAGAUUAGAUCUAGUGACAACAGUUUUAAUAAUCAUCACUCAUUGAUGUGCUUUAUGAACGCUUUGCCCUACGUUUGAGUCAUUUUCAGAACUGUUAACAUUUAAUUUAUAUUCUUGUAAUACUCAAGUGAUUCAGUCAAUAUUUUAAUGUUAUGCGUAUGUAUUUAUAAGUAUGUGUGAUUUGUUUUGGCAAUCAUUUUAUAAUAAUAAAAAUGAUCAUUUAGAAAUUACACAUUUAACGCUACUAUGUAAGGGUCAUGUAGCAGUGAGGGUGAAAAGCAUGUGAUUGUAGUUUAUUUUGUAUAAUUAAUUCAGAGAAUAGAUAGUCUGUAUGUUUGUAAACAAAUCUAUUCUUAAUAUAAUCUUUGCAAUAAAAUUAAAUUCUGAAUAAAUAUUA